Messenger RNA from Lingula anatina, 17769 nucleotides. Its product is annotated as nesprin-1-like. The record is from RefSeq and is a predicted model, not a curated record. Gene Ontology annotation, cellular component: membrane. NCBI's taxonomy places the organism in Eukaryota, Metazoa, Brachiopoda, Lingulata, Lingulida, Lingulidae. Gene Ontology annotation, molecular function: protein binding.
UCUGUCACAGCAGGGUACCGUGUAAGUCGGUUGAGCAAAUGCCACCACUGUUUUUUUUUCAAGACAGGAAUUUGCAUGCACUGGCUUAUGAAGGUGUGCCACUGCUCCAGCUGAUGUUUGAAGUUGACGGUGGACUUUGAGGAAAUUGAUACUGCUGCUAUUGUUGCUGGACCCUAUACAUGUAGGGCAAGGACAGAUACUCUUUUUAUAAAGGAUCACUUAACACAAAAGAUGUCUGCAAGGUUCACUGAGAGACAGGGCUUAGCCAAGAAAGAUGAACAAGAGAGAGUACAAAAGAAGACAUUCACCAACUGGAUUAACUCCUAUCUUUGUAAGAGGAGACCUCCCAUAAAAGUGAAAGAUUUAUUUGAAGAUUUCAAAGAUGGUACCUGUUUACUUUAUUUGUUGGAGGUGUUGUCUGGAGAGAAAAUGGCAAUUGAGAAAGGCAAGCAUUGCAAGCGUCUGCAUUUUCUCAGUAAUGUCACCACAGCUCUCAAGUACUUGGAGUCCAGAAAGAUCAAGCUAGUAAACAUAAACCCCACAGACAUAGUAGAUGGCAAGCCGUCCAUUGUAUUGGGUCUUAUGUGGACAAUCAUUCUUUAUUUCCAAAUUGAAGAAAAUGCCAAAUUGCUGGAACAACUGGAGGCCAGUCUGGCAGACAUGGAUGGGGAGCCCCCAGAGAAAAAGAUGUCUGCCAAAGACAGGUUUAAAAUGGGUGCUAAGAAAGCUCUGCUGGUGUGGACGAAACACACUGUUGCCAAGGCAUAUGUGGCAAAAAAAGACAUCUGCUCUGAAGUAUAUGACAAUCACGCAGAACUUGAAGCACUUGAAGACGGAGGAAGAGACUUGUCAAACAAUUUCAGAUCUCGCGAAACUGCAGCUUUAAAGACAAAACUUUCAAAUCUGCGCAAAAAAUGGGAGAAUAUUUGUGCGCACGCCAAAGAACAAAGCACUGUGUUGUCUGACAAUGUUAAACACUGGCACAGGUAUCAAAAUAACUUACAGCAAUUACUUCCAUGGUUGGACAAUGCUGAUAAACUGUUAUCAGCCCCUGUCGCCCAGACGUCCUCCAUGGAAGAAGCCAAAGAACAAUUACAAAAUUACCAAGCCUUUUUGAAAGAACAAGAAGAAAACCAUGCUCUUUAUGACAAUCUACUGGAAGAGUCUAGUCGCCUGUUGGAUAACCCAGAGGUCUCUGCCCAGAUGCAGGAAAUUCAGAGUCGUUGGAACACGAUCCAAGUGCAGGCGGAGGAACGCGCCAACGUGCUUGAUCAGAUGUACACACAGUGGGAGUCCUAUCACCAAGAGGUGGGAGAAUACGAAGACGUUUUGGACCAAUAUGAGAAACUUUUGGCUGGAGAUGAAACGGUUCUCACCAGCAGCAUCAAUGUUCAGAAACUGGAAAUGGAGCUAGCUAAGCAUAAGGCUUUGCAAGAAGAGAUAAAGAGUCGACAGCCAGUCCUGGCCUCUGUUGACAAACAAUUCCGCCAGCUUCAACCCCAUGUUUGCCCUGACGCUGUAGAGGCCCUAGAAAGCAAGCAGAAACAGGUUCAGCAAGACUCCCUCAGUCUCACAUCCACCAUUUCUCAGCGGGUCUCAGCCAUUGCCCAGACCCUCCAAGAAAGGAAAAACUUUUACAAUAAACUGGAGGCCUUUGAGAAAUGGCUAAAAAAGAUGCACAGACGUAUUGAGGAAACCAGUGAAAUCUACAGUGACGAUGUUGAUAAAGGCUACAGCAGAACACAGGCUGAACAAAUUGAGGCUGAGAGUAAACGAUCCACAUUCACUAAACUUUAUGCUGAGAUUACUGAACUUAGAAAACAUUGCCCUCCCGAGGAGGCAGAAGAUCUUGCAGAAAGACAAAAUACUGUCCGUGAAGAGCACAACAGUCUUCAUCGGGUGUUGGCGAACAGAGAGGAAAUAUUUCAAAAAUGGUCACCUUAUCAGACAAUGCAUCACGAAAACCAAAUCAAACUUGAAGCAAUUCAGACAAGACUGAAGUCUGAGGAAUUGACCUCAAAUGACCUUGAGCAGCUGUCCCAUGACCUGGAAGAUGUGCAAACCAAAAUGGCGGAAUGGACCAAACAUGCACACACACUAGACGAAUUGAUGCCUGAAGCAAGGGUCACAAUAUUAGACAAAGCAAAACAGACUCCCGUUCAUUUCUCCAUCGAGGUCCAAAGCAUAUUGGGAUUGUGUAAUGUGGUUGCUAAGGAAAUUCAGUUACGCCAGGAAAAUUUGAAUGAGAUUGAAUCUCUCUGGCAGAAAUUCUUAGCUGAGAAAAAGAAACUCGAGAAUACAAUAGAUGAUAUUAGUCAACAAAUAGAAGCAGCUGAAGUAAAGGAGUCAACUUUGGAAGGGAUAAAGAGCUUGUCAAAAGAUAUAAUGACUGUUCAAAAGGAAAAAGAUGCUCUAGUGCCAAAUUAUGAGAGUCUCCAUGACAGAGGACAGCAGCUCCUGCGCCUUUCUCCCAGCAGAGUGCCAGAAAUUCAGCAGAAUUUGAAGUUCAUUGAGAACCGUUGGGAACAUUUCCAGGCUUUGGUUCUUGAAAGAGCUGAUGGUUGCUCGUCCUUAAUAGACCUUUGGCAGCAGUAUCUGGAUGCCCACCAGGGGGUGCUCAGGUUGCUCAGUGAGGUCAAGGCUGUUGCAGAAGCCACAACAGAUUGCAACAGCCAGGCAGCAGUCAGAGAAAUGCUCAACAAACUGAAAAAAGCAGAAUUUGAACUGGUCAGUAACCACACACAGUUGAAUUAUUUCAAUACCAAGGCCCAAAAGCUGAUCAGUGACCUCCAUGUUCUUAAGAAUUUCAACAAUUCACGGUUGAAAAAAGAAAUACAGGCUGAUAAUGAUGCUUGGCAGAAAACAUUACUGUUGUUAUCAGAGAACAAGCAGAACCUUGAGGCUCAGCUGGUCUACUGGGGCCAGAUCCUGACCCAGAAUGAGGAGGUCCUCACCUGGAUCCAGGGAGUGGUGGACAGACUGGAGGACCACGCUCAUCACUUCAGGGACACUGUCGGGGCUCAAAAUGCCAUGGACAGGUACAAGGGUGAAUUACCCUACUUUGAAGAUCUGUUUGAAUCUGCCUGUAAGAAAACCAGCGACCUCCAACGUCUGAACAAUGGAUGUGAGAUCGAGAGUCUUCAAAUGGCACAGCAACAGAUCGACGCUCUGUUCAAAAAAGCUGAUGACCUGGCUGACCAGUUAGAAGGCAUUCUGACCGAGUUCCUCGACCUGACCGAGAGACUGACCGGGGAGGUGGAAGAAGAAGCCUCCAUGUUGAACAGUAUGAAGGAAUACUUGGCCAAGUAUGAUGAUGUGACUGGGACUGAUGAACAGCUGGUGGAGAGACUGGAUGAUUGCAGGACAAUCCAUGACCAGUUCCUUGCUAGUCAAGAAAAAGUAGCAGAACUGCAGGAAAAACUUGCCACUUUGACUGCCAAAUAUCAGACUCCAGAGACUGCCAGUCUUGCCAAAGAUCUGGCCGCCUUGGCCAAGAAGCACGAAAUGUCUCUUCAGAGAGCUGAGAAAGUUGAAGACAUCUUAGAACGCACCCUAGAACAACAUGCUAAUGAGGCAGAGCAAGAUCAUCAAAGGUGGCUGACGGCAGCGAAGGAGAAGAUGGCUUGGUGUGAGGAGCCAGCUGGGGACAGAUACAGUGUGGAAGCUAAAUUGUCAGCCAUUGAGGAUUUGUUGAGAGAAACUGGUGAAGGUGAAACCAAAACAGAUUUAGCAGAAUCCAAGAUGUCCCUGCUUGAGAGCACACUGACAGGAUCUAGACAGAGUGACUUACAGGGCAGGGGCUCCAUGGCCAGGGAUGACUUCAAAGACUUUGUGGAUAAUCUACACCAAACCAAAGAGAGGCUGGAGUCCACCUUACAACAAUGGGAUGAGUAUGAGGAGACAGAGGAGGCUGAGAUGCUAUGGUUAAAGAACACUGAGGCCAGAGUGAGAACUGAAGCAACUCUCAAACCUGACCUACAGGGCAAGAAGAAGCAACUAGAAUCAUUCCAGGCCUUGUUACAAGAUGUAGAGGCACACGAAGAUGCAAUGUCCACCUUGGGGUCCCAGGCAGGUGACCUGGCAGAAACCACAGGUGACAACAGGGUGACAGCCUCAGCCACUCAGAUGUCUGCCAAGUUCCAACAGCUAGUGGAACUAAUCAAGGACCAGGUAGAGACAUGUGAGACCAGUGUCCAGGACCAUGAGGACUUCCAGAAGAAGUACUCCCUCAGUGUGGGCUGGCUGGAGGCUGCCUCAAAGAGACUGCAGGAUGUGUCUGACACGGCUGGGGACAAGGAAGAGAUUCAGGCCAGGCUGGCAGAAGUCAAGGAGUUGGCCAACAGUAAAGAAGAAGGUGCAGAUAAGUUUAACUCGUGUCUGACGGCAGGGGACAAGCUUCACCCACACACAGCAGUUGAGGGGCGCGAGGUGAUCCGCCACGAGGUGCGAGCCCUACGAGAAAUGUGGGAGAAGUAUUGUAACAAUCUGACACAUGCACAGAAUUCUUUAGAGAUGCGCCUAAUGCAGUGGCAAUCUUACGACGAAAGCCAUGACCACUUAAAAGAAUGGGUGGCUGAGAUGGAGCAGCAGGUCGGGGAGGAUGUGGAGCUGAAGUCCACUCUGCAAGAGAAGAAGGCUUUGGCUCAGCAUUACAAAGGUGUUUGUCAAGAAGUGAUGUCUCACCAGGGUCUGCUGGAGAAUGUGGGAGAGAGGGCUCAAGUGUUGGCCUCCCCCAGUGUCCACGGCAAGAUGGACAAGCUCAAGUCCAGAUACAGAAAUCUCUGUCUGACAGCCAAGGAGCAUGUAAUGAAGAGUGGUCAGUUUUCUGAGGAGCACCAGCAGUUCCAGGAGGCCUACCAACAGUGUCUAGAGUGGUUGCAGGUGACCCAGGAGAAGCUGAAGGUCUGCUCAGACACUACAGGGGACAGACAGACACUGGUCAACAGGCUGGACAGACAGAUGGAAAUUAUGUCAACUAAACACGAAGGCCAGACCAAGCUUAAUGUCGCCAGGAGCCUAGCAGAAAAAGUGAUACCCCACACUGCCCCAGAGGGUCAAGCGGUCAUCCAGGCCGAACUCCAGACCUUGCAGGAUACCUGGGAUCAGACCAACAGCAAGGCAGCAGAUAUUAAAGCCAACCUUCAAACUGCUAUUCAUUCCUGGGAAGACUAUGAGCAUGUCUUCAACAGCCUGAGUAAGUGGGUCAGAGAAACAGAGCUGAAGUUGAAGGAUAACGACCUCAAGGCCACAUUACCUGACAAGACAGUCUACCUUGAAAACUUGAAGGCUUUGAACAAAGAAGUUUCAGACAAGCAGACGUCAAUUGACAACUUGGGUCACAAAGCCCAGAAACUGGCCAGCAGUGACCCCAAAGUGUCCAGUGUGACCACACAGCUGACCACCAGGUACCAGGCACUCAAGAGCCAUGUUAAGGACUUGGUAGUGCAGUGGGAGGACCAUGUAAGAGAGCACCAACAGUACUCUGAGAAAUUCUCCUCCUGUACCCAGUGGAUGGGAGAGCUGAGGCGGGGACUGGAGAAGUGUGCAGACUUCAGUGGGGACAAAGCAGCCAUUGAAGGACGCCUUGCUGCUGUACAGGAGCUGAUGUUGGAAAAGGAUCAGAGUUCUAACAUCCUCCACCAGACUCUAGAGAGUGGAGAGAGGUUACAGCUGUCCACUGCCCCUGUUGGUAGGGAGGUGGUCAGGCAGGAGCUAAGAACUCUGAGAGAUGGCUGGGACACAUUGAGUGACAAACUGUCAGAAACCCAGCAUCAGCUAGAAACCAGUCUUGGUCAGUGGUUCUCCUUCAUUGAGAAUUAUGAAGAUACUCAAAAAUGGCUGACUGAGACUGAAAAUAAAGUGAGGAAAGAGAAUGAGCUGAAGGCUACACUCCAAGAGAAGAAGGUUCAAGUGCAAAAUCAAAAGAUCUUGCAACAAGACAUCGAAUCUCACCGCCGUCUGCUGGACAAUCUGGAAGACAAGGCCUACCGUCUCAGUCAGUCAGGACACCAGCUGACCCACCAGGUGCCAGAACUGAAAUCUCAGUACCAGAAACUGAUGCAGCAUUGUACCGAAAACCUUCACAAGUUUGAGCAACAUCUGAGGGACCACCAGGUGUAUAGUGACUCGUUCCAAGAGCUCCAGUCCUGGCUGAAUUCAAUGGAGGACAAGCUGGCAAGGUGCUCUGAUCUCAGUGGGGAUAAGCAUGCCAUCAGGAGUAAACUGGACAAGAUGGAGGACUUGAAUCGCCACAGAUCUGAAGGAGAGAUUAAGCUUGUGGAUACUCGCCAAUAUGCAGAAAAGACACUGACCAAUACCUCUUCCACUGGUAAAGAGAAGAUCCGCUGUGACCUGGAUACUUUGAGUGCUGACUGGGCCACGUAUACCUCUCAGUUAACACGAACUCAGGGAGAAUUAGAGAGUAUUGUGCUCCAGUGGGAAGAACAUGAGGAUGCUCUCAAGGACAUAAUGCAUUGGUUGAAGGAGAAGGAGGGUCAGGUCAAACAACAGGAACUCAAAGCCACCCUGGUGGAAAAAGAGACCCAUUUGAAAGAACUGCAGGUUCUCAGUCGUGAUGUUGAUGGGUUUCAGUCAGAGAUUCAAGAAUUUGGUGACAACUGCCAGUCACUGAUGCAAGUCAGCAGUGAUGGCAGAAUACACACUAACAUUACUCAGGUUACCACCAGAUAUAACAAUCUGGGCUCUACUAUCAGAGGUCUUAUCGAGAAGUGGGAUCAUAUGGUAUCGGAUCACCAGGAUUACGAGGGCAAGCUACUUGACUUUGUUGACUGGGUGAAUGCUGCUAAAGACAGAAUGAACAGCAAUGUGGAUACAUCUGGAGACAAAGAGGAAUUGGAAGAGAGGAAGGCUAUACUUCAGGAAAUAACGGCUGAGAGAGAAGAAGGUCUCAUGAAGUUGAAUGCCCUCAGUGAGUCUGCAGACAAGCUGUACAAAGACACCGCUGCUGCAGGACGCGAGAAAAUACGACAGCAGGUUCGAGAUGCCAAAGAGGACUGGGACCAUCUCUUCACAGCCAUUAGUGAUGCUCAGCAUAAGUUUGAGACUGUCUUGAUGCAGUGGUCUUCCUUCAGCGAGAGUCGGCAGCAGAUACAGAAGUGGCUUGUUGAAGCCGAGAUGGCUGUUGCCAUAGAUACUGAAGUGAAGAACACACUGCAUGAAAAGAGAGGACAGCUGCAGCAUCAUAAGACUCUUCAGCAAGAUGUCAGUGCCCACCAGCGUGUGAUAGAGACUGUGGUUCAGAAGGCCCAUGUUGUGGUCCACAGCAGUGGUAACCCUGAGGUGGAGAGGUUCAUCACAGACACACAGGACAGGUACCAGACCCUGGUCACCAGAGUCAAGACCCAGUUGCAGAAAGCACAGCAGACGGUAGAUGAUCACCAGCAGUUUGAGGAUGCUCACCAGGCAGCAUGUGACAGCUUGAGUCUGAUGAAGGACAGGCUUGCCAUGUGUGCAGACGUCAUUGGGGAUAAACACACGCUUCAGAGCAAACUGGACAGACUGCAGGACUUGACUGCCUCAAUGUCUGAGUGUGAAGCCAAACUUCAGGCCUGUAGGACCAGUGCUGACAAGACAAUGGCCAGUUCUGGCCACGCUGGACAACAGGAGGUUCAGCAACAGAUAGACGCUCUCAAGCUGGACUGGGAAAAGCUUAUUAAUAGCACCAUGGAUGCCAAGAUCCACCUGGAGGAUGCUGUUCAAAUGUGGGUGCGUUAUGAAGAACAGUAUGACCACCUCUCUCACUGGCUCAAGGAUAUGGAGAGGAAAUUGAAGGAGUUUGGUCCACAGUCUACACUGGAGGAAAAGAAACAACAGCUGCAGAAAUAUCAAGUGUAUUAUCAGAAACGGCAGGAGGAUGACUCCAUGGUUUUAGAGGAUAUGGGAAGUGAAGGGGAACAUGUCCACCAACAGACUAUAAAAGCCCACCAGGCUGAGAUUGACGAGUUUGCUGACCAUGCUCAAACUUUAGCGCAAACCACUUCUGAGACCAGAGUGACCACUCAAGUCUCUCAACUGACCUCCAGAUACCAGUCCCUACUGACCGCUGUGAAGGAGAUCGUGAAAAAAUGCGAACAGAACGUGUUGGACCACCAGGUGUUUAAUGAGAAGUGCGAGGAGUACCGAACAUGGCUGAAAGCUGCCAAGAACAAACUGGAGCUGUGCUCUGAUGUCUCUGGGACCAGGAAACAGAUAGAAGAAAAGGAAGCCAAUAUCCAGGAGCUUCAAGUUGAAAAAGAAACUGGCUUCAGCAAACUAAACCAUGCCAUCGAGGCAGGAGAGAAGCUAUAUCCAAACACUGCUACUGACGGGAAAGAAUCCAUCCGCCAUGACAUUCGUAACAUGAAAUCUGGAUUUGAGAAACUUUUCGACGAGGUAGUGACCACGCAGAGAAGACUUGAUGGUAGCCGAGUCCAAUGGUCAUCAUUUGAUGAUAGUGUCACCACUCUGAAGCUGUGGGUACAAGAUAUGGAGAAUAAGGUGAAGGCAGAAUUGGUGCUCAAGUCUACACUGGAGGAAAAGAAAUCCCAACUUAUUUCAUACAAGAGCUUGCAGCAGGACAUCCAGGCGUAUCAGCGUGUGGUGGACAGUGUCCGAGAUAAGGCCCAGUCUCUAAGUGACAGCACCAGUGACCCCCAUAUUACACAGCACAUGGCACAGCUCACUGCAAGAUAUCAAGAGCUAUGUGUGGCAGCCAAGGAACUUGUCCACAAGUAUGAGACGAUAGUUUCUGAUCACCAGCAGUACUACGACUCGUCCUCCAGUUGUCUGGACUGGCUGGAGGCUAUGAAAGAGAGGCUAGCUCUGUGUGAUGAUGUCACAGGGGACAAACAUGCCGUACAGAGUCGACUGGAUAGACUACAGCGGCGUUUUGACAUCUUGGUGCUAAAGAUGGAGGGAGACCCCAAACUGGCUGGAGUCCAGUCUGAUGCUGAGAGGGUCAUCCCGUUCACUGUCACUCAUGGUCAAGAAGCUAUAAAGAGAGACACAGAGGAGCUGAAGACCGACUAUGACAACUUUGUAACCAAACUAGAGCAGACAAAGACAGACCUUGAGGACUGCUUGCGCCAUUGGCAGACAUUUGAGGACAAGUAUGACACCUGCUCUAACUGGGUCAAGGAGAUGGAGAUGAAACUGAAGACAGUAGAACUGGUGGGAACACAGAGAGAAAAGUCAGCUCAACUGGAGAAACUGAAGGGCUGGCAGGAAGAGGUGUCCCUGUACCAGUUACAGAUAGACAACUGUUGUGACUGUGCCAGUACACUGAGCAGACUGAGCACAGACUCUAGGGUCAGCACUCAGGCCUCCCAACUCAACCACAAGUAUCAGGCUCUCAUUAUCACUGUCAGGGAGACUGUACGUCGCUGGGAGCAGUUUGUCAUUGACUGCCAGCAGUAUCAAGACGCCAGGGAGAACUGCCUGAAGUGGCAGGCUGUUAUCAGAGAGAAGCUGGCCAAGUGCAGUAUUGGUGCUGGGGACAAGAAAGCCCUUCAAGAGAGACUGGAACAAUUGAAGGAGUUGGCAAGCAACAGAGACCAAGGGUUCAGAAAAAUUCAAGCUGUGACAGAUGCUCUACAGCUCGUCUUGCCAAACACGUCACCUAUAGGACGGGACAACUUGCGUAGAGAGCAACAAUCACUGCAGGAAGACUGGGACAGUUUGGGAGCCAGUGUGAAUGAUGCCAAGACCAAACUGGAGAGCUGUAUGACACAGUGGUCGGUGUAUGAUGACAGCACUGGUCAGUUACUCAAGUGGCUGACUGAAAUGGAGACUUCUUUGAAGACCGAGUCUGACCCAUGCAGCACUUUACCAGAGAAGAGGGCACAGUUAGAGAGAUUAAAGGCAGUACAAUUGACUAUCAACAGCCAGAACAGUGCUAUUGACAGCCUCAACUCCAAAGCCCAAGCACUGAGAGAGGAUGCCAGUGAUGAUCAGCUGACAUCCAAAGUCACAGAGAUUGUCUCAAGAUACGAGGCAUUAGCAACCAGUGCAAAGGAGCAAGUAAAGAAAUGUGAGAGGUCAGUUCUCGACCAUCAGAACUAUAAAGAUGCACACACAGAAGCUGUGAACUGGUUGAACCACAUCAAGGACAAGCUAGCCAUCUGCAGCGGGGUUCACACGGACAGAACAGGGGUAGAAUCCAGUGCACACAAGCUGCAAGAGAUUAUGGACUCGAGGGAAGCUGGUGCAGAGAAAGUCCACAUUGCUUCCCAGAAAGCUGAGACUGCGUCAGCCACUACAUCUUCAAAAGGGCAGCAGGUUAUCCAGAAAGAGCUCAGUGCACUGCAGGAAGAUGUGGAGGCCACUUUCUCUUCUGCGCAGGAAAUGCAAUUAAAUCUAGAGGAGUUGUGUAUCAGGUGGAGUGACUACAUAGACCAGUAUGAGCAACUUAAUGAGUGGGUGAAGGAGCAAGAUAUCAAACUGAAGGCAGACACUGACUUUAAGGCUAAUUUAGAGGAGAAAACGAUACAGUUAGAAAAACAAAAGUCAAAAUAUGAGGACAUAGUGAAACAUCAGCCUGUCUUUGAUGCCCUGAGUGAGAAGGCACAGAGUAUAAUGCAGUCAACUACAGAUACCAGGAUCAGCACUCAACUCAUGCAACUUAAUUCUAGAUAUGCCACACUCACAGCACUGUCAAAGGAUAUGAUAAAGAAGUAUGAGCAGCAGGUUCAGGUACAUGUUCAGUACCAGCAGUGCCGUGCUGAGUUCACCACCUGGCUGGAAUCUGUGGCCGAGAACCUGGACACGUGUGCUGACACUUCUGGAGACAAGGACACCAUUCAGUCACAGAUUGAUAAACUACAGGAGUUUGCAGUUGUGAAAGAAGAAGGCCACUCACUGCUCCACACAGCCAACACCUGGGGGGACAAGGUACUGACCACAACCUCUGUGGAUGGAAGAGNAAGGAGGAUAGGUGAAGCUGAGGAUCCCCUUCAUGAGUUUGCAGUUGUGAAAGAAGAAGGCCACUCACUGCUCCACACAGCCAACACCUGGGGGGACAAGGUACUGACCACAACUUCUGUGGAUGGAAGAGAAAAUAUCCGGCGAGAGCUAGGGGCUCUACAGAGAGACUGGGAUGCUUUUGUGGCCCGCAUCAGUGACACAAAAGUGACACUGGAGUCUUGUCUCCUUCAGUGGAGUGACUAUGAUGACAGCUUGGGACAGAUAGAAAAAUGGCUGUCAGAUAAUGAAGUCAAGGUCAAGGAUGUGGCCCUGAACUCUGACAUUGGUGAAAAGAAGACACAUCAUCAAAAGAUAAAGAAUUUGACCCAGGACAUUAUAGCCUAUGAGCAGAUGGUGGACUCUGUGAGUUCCAAGGCUCAGGAGCUGGGGCAAAAGAGCCCCCGCAGCAAGGUGACAUCUCGGGCAACGCAGAUCAUGACCAGAUACGAAGCCCUUGUUGACACAGCAAAGAAUGCAGUGAAGAGAGCUCAGGAGGUGGUGGAUGACCACCAGACCUAUCACGAGGCUUGUUCUGCAUUUGCCUCAUGGUUACGGACUGCUCAAGAGAGAUUGUCUGCAUGUUCUGAUGCAUAUGGGGAGAAGUCUCUGGUUAUGAUGAAGAAAGAUAAGAUAAAGGAACUGGAGAAGAGUAUAGCAGAUGGCAAUGACAAACUUUCCAAAGUGUCUUCUUCUGCCGAUGCAGUCCUGCACAACACAUCUUCUGCUGGACAAAACCGCAUCCAGCAAGAUCUGGCCACCAUGACCCAAGAACUAGAAGACUACCGGUCAGAAGUGACCAAGGCCCAGUCUGGUAUAGAGACCUGUUUGGACAGAUGGGGCACUUACGAGGAGGCCCAACAGAAGUUUUUAGACUGGCUAAAGGACAUGGAUGUUCAUUUGAGAAAAGAACUGGAGCUGAAGGCUACCAUACAGGACAAGAAGGCACAAUUAGAUGAAUACCAGGCUCAGCACCAGGACCUUGUCUCCCACCAGCUGCACUUGGACGGUGUCAGCCAGAAGGCACAGGCUCUGCUGGAGACCAACCCAGAUGCCAAGAUCUCUCAUGGUAUUACUCAGCUCACCACAAGGUAUCAAACAGUGCUGGCAGCAUCCAUGGAGGUUAUCAGAAAACUAGAGUCAAACUUCACCGAUCAUGAGCUGUAUAGAAAUGCUUACCAAGAUUGUGAAGACUGGAUUUCUCUCACUAGAGGUCGCCUGGAGGCCACUCAAGACACCACAGGGUCAAGGCAUGAUAUCGAAGAAAAGUUGCAUAAUUGCAGAGAUCUGCAAGCAUCCUUGGAUCAGGGCCAGAGCAUGCUGAGAAGUGUUAUUGACUUAGCAGAGAAAACCAAGCCUAACUCUAAUGCACAAGGAUGUCAAACCAUAAGGGAAGAUCUGGAAACUUUGAAACAUAAUUAUGAAGGGCUGAAAACAGAAGUUAUUCAGGGUAAAGGUAAACUUGAAAAACUAGUGGCCAAUUGGAUAGACCUGCAGAAAGUCCAUGAGCAACUCCUGAUGUGGCUUAAAGACACAGAAGUGAAGGUGAAGGCUGACACUGGCUUCAGAAAUGAUCUUCCAGAAAAAAGGACAUAUCUGGAAAAAUGCAAAAUAAUUCUGCAGGAUGUCAAAGCACACCAGUCCACAGUUGACCAACUAAAGGACAAACUGACCCACAUCCAGGACCCAAAGACCAGUGGUCAGAUAACGCAGACUUGCAAUAAAUAUGAUGCUGUGCUGUCUGCCUCCAAGGAGCUUGUUACCAGUCUGGAGACCCAGGUGUCUGACCAUCAAGCCUACAGGGAGAGGUACCAUGACACCCUCACCUGGCUAGCCAUGAUGAAACAGAAGCUGAAUAAGCUGCAUACCUGCUCUGGAAAUAAGGAAGAUGUUGAGAAGAGAUUGGAGAAAUUACAAGACUUCAGAGAAGAAGCCCAAGAUGGUGCCAGCAAGGUGAACACGGCAGUAGAACUAAACGACAAAGUGGUCCUGUGUAGUGCCACCAAAGGCCGUGAAUACCUACAACAUGAGGCCAAACAACUCAAACAGGAUUGGGAAACCUUCAUGGCCAAGGUUGAUGAGGUGGAGGGAGUACUGGAGGAAUGUAUAUUGUGCUGGAUUGAGUAUGAAAACGCUUACAAGAUGAUGGAGGAAUGGCUAGUUGAAAUUGAGGCUAAGGUGAAGGCCAAGCAAGAGACUAAGAUUAUGAACUUGGAAGAGAAACAAAUUCUUGUAAAGGAGAUGCAGAUACUACAAGAGCAAAUUGCUGACCACAAACCAAUACUGGACAAAGUCAAUGACCGCGCAGAAGAAGUGAUCAAGUCCAGUACAGAUCCAGGCGUUUCCAUGGCAAUGGUUCAACUGGCGUCAAGAUACCAGACUCUGGCCUCCAUUGUUAAGGAUUCUCUGGAGAAAAUGAACCAGCAGACAAGAGACCACAAAGCAUUCAAGCGAAGUUAUGAUGACUGUUUCCAUUGGAUAGAAGUGACCAAUCAGAAACUAGCUUCUUGUAAUGAUACAAGUGGUGACUGGCAUGACAUAGAGAAUAAAAUCAGUAACAUCAAGGAGAUCACCAGUAGUUUGGAUGGAGGUCUGCAGAAGUUGAACCAUGCGUGUGAGAUGUGUGAUAGAGUCACACACAGAUCAACACCAGAGGGGAAGAAAAAACUGGAGGCACAGGUGGGCCUGUUGAAGGAACAGUGGGACAAACUAAACAAGAGCAUUAACCAGUGCUGUAGUAAGCUAGAGAAGUGUCUAAUCAAGUGGAACGAGUACGAGCAGUGCUAUGGGGUGUUGGUGCACUGGAUAGCUGAACUGGAAGAUGGCCUCAUGCUUGAGCCAGAACCCAAAGCUGACCUCAGCGAAAAGAAAGCUCAGCUAGAGAAAUAUAAGAGCAUUAAGGCAGACAUAGAACGCCAUGAUCAAGACAUUGGAGACCUAGCCAAUUUGGUCUCAGAACUGGAAGCCAUGAGUGGAAAUCGUGAAAUUGUGCGGUCCCUGGAGAAGAUCCAGGCUCGCUAUGACCACCUGCGAGACAAGGCAGAGGGAGUUGUGGAGCACCUAGAGAAAGCCGAAAAUGAGCACACAACCUACCAGCUGACCCUGCAGGAGUGUGAGCGCUGGAUUCUGCAGACGUCCUUCCGCCUGAUGUCCCACAACACUCUGAACACCAGCACUAUGGAGCUGACACAACAGCAGAUUGACAAGCACAAGACUUUGAUUGAAGAGAUCUAUGCCUAUCAGUCCACUGUUGACAGAGUGACAGAGCAAGGAAGACAACUAAUGGAGAAAAGCAAGAGUCAACCCCACCUGGUGUCACAGAUAGAGCAUCAGUUAUCGAAUCUUGAAGACAGUUAUCUGUCUCUACAAGCAACGGCUCUACAAAUUAAGGAGCGUUUGGGCGACCUGUUACAAAGAUGGCAGCAGUAUAAGCAGCUGUUGGUGGACUGUGAGAACUACCUUAAGUACGACCACGUCACCUGGCUGGAAGACAAGUCGCAGCUCUGUGCUGACAACUAUCAGGAUGCCUUUGAUAAACUGAAGAAUGCUAGGAAAAUCUAUGACCAGUUGACCACCUACCAGAGGACCAUUGCCUCAGAAGCACACAAGUGUGAGAAUGUGGGCAGUAUGGAGAGUCUUGACCAACUGGACUCUGUCCUGGACUCUGAGGUCACUCAGCUAGCAGAAAAGGUCAAUGAUGACAUUGGAAACAGCCUAGAAAAGACUAAAGAUCGCAUUCAGGAAAUUAACGCAAUGAUCAGAAACUGGGAAGAAUUGGAGAAAGAGAAGUCAGACUUAGCAGACUGGAUAUAUCACAAGCAUGAAGAUGUCAUAGCCAUGAUGGACAGACAUGCCAAACUACAUGUAGAUGCUGCAGAGAUUGAGAUAAAGCAUGCCAAGGAACUGGAGAAGGAGAUUCUUCAGAGUGAGAAGCAGCUUGAAGGCCUCUGGCAGCGCUAUUUUGACCUGACUGCGGACAGCGAAGCCGACACGGAUCCCGCAUACCUGAAACUCCGCCACAAUUGGCAAAAUAUGAGGGACGAGAUUGAGCACUUCUUGGUCAAUAGGGAAGAUUUCUUGGACACUUGUCGAGACUAUCACAGCCGCCAUAGCACCUUAGAUGCCACCCUGGAACAGUACGCCCGCGAACUUGAGCGUAUCGAACAAGAUGGCAAUGCAACCAUUAGUGAGAGGGCUGAGUGGUUAAAGCCUGGUGCCAUGGAUAGUCAUGAGUGUGGGACGCAAACCCUAGGUGAAGGAUACUCAUCAAGGUCAAGAGGGAUGGCAAGGUCACCAUCAGGUGGCGCCACACCAAGACUGCCACAGAGUGGUAGACAAACACCCCAGUCUCGGUCCCAUAGGACUCGAGCAAAGUGUAAUGACACUGGAACCAAUAGCCCUAAAACAGGCCAGACCACCCCAAGGGACACCCAAAGUGGUACCAAUACCCCCAGAUCAAGAUCUGGUAGGACCACACCAUGGCUUCAUCCAAGUGAUGCCAAUUCCCCCAGGACAGGGUCUGGUCGCAGUACCCCCAGGGAGAGGAAGAAACUGUGGCCAGAUGAGCUGGAGUAUGAAAGUGAUGAGUCUGGACUGGGGGAGACUGUGUAUACAUGCCAGGGUUCUACCAGUGGCACCAUGCCUGCAUCACAGAAUAGCUCUGCUAUUCUAGAUGGCAGUAGUAGUCCUGCUGUGGAUAAUCAAGAAGCACAGGAGAUUGAACAAAUUAUGCAAGAUAAUUUAGGACACUCAUUGUUAAGUCCUCUUCAGGUUGGUCGGGGUACUUCACCUGUACAUAGUGAUUCUAGUCUUAGAUUGCCAGGUCUUCAUUACGGAACUCAAACAGACAACUCACUAGGUCCCCUACAGUCAACAAUGAUGAAUAGGGCCAGUGGAACUGGAAAUCAAUUUAGAAAUUUUGAUCAAAACUCUCAAAGCUCAGAAGAUGGAGAGGACACCAUAAGUGUAACUGCUUCUUGGACAACCUUGGACACCCAGGUGCCUGCUGCUACUAGGGAUUUCUCAAUGCAGACUAUCAGAGAUAGUGUGACACAAACCCCUGGCCAUGCUGGUACACAGACCAUGGUCAUAGAACCUGAAAACACUUCUAGUCCAAGGCAAACAUAUGACUUUUCAAUGCAGACUGUGAGAAGUGGGUCUACACAGACUCCAGGACAUGUUGGCACACAGACACAUUCCAGAAACUUUAGAAGCCAAGUGCCAAGUGGACCAUUAGGGAAUAUGUCCCAAGCACUUGGUGCUGGAAGAAAUUUGAAGGUACCAGGUACCUUGGAUUCUUCAGGUCAGAUAUUAAGGAACAAUACAAUGCAGAAUACAGGAUGUGCUGGAACACAAACUUCUGAGAAACCUCUGACACAGCUUUCACCACAGACCAGGAGACAAGAGAGAAGACCUUUUGGAUCACCUGUUGUUAGAGGAAGGGAAAGUCCCAUGCAAAUGGAUGUUUUUCCGUCUGCAUCUUCAACAGUUUCCCAAGAAAACAUUCCAGAAAUGAGAGAUUUUGGUGGUCAAACAAUAUCAAAUCAUUCCACUCAGACACCAGACCAUGCAGCUACACAGACUCCAAGCAGACAUCACUGGAAGCAUUUGAAGCAAAAGAAAGAUAAGGAUCCAAAGAAGUUAAAGAAAAAAUCUGGCUCUAGGGAGUCUCUGCCCAAGAGUAAAGCAAUGAGGAAUGAUAAAGAUCUCGAUUUGGUUCCAACAAAAUUGAAUCGUGUUGAUAGAAAUUUAAAGGAUAAUCCAAAAUUGAAACAUUUGGAUGGAACUAAGCCUAAAUAUGUAUUUGACAGUGAUGUAGAUACUCUCGUCUCUGUUAGACCAUGGAGUAUUUCAAGUCAGACGGAGAAUAUGGCAGCUGAGGCCACUGGUCAGACACCACUGCAUACUAGCAGUCAAACUCAAACUCCUGUAAAAAGCAAACCAAAAAGGAAAGGCCGCGAAAGCCCCAGGAAUUAUGCAAUUAGAAACUUGAUUGAUGAAGUUAGGAAGAUAAAGGAUGAUAUGGAUAACAGAGAAAUGCCCAUGGAGGUGGAUGCACCUUCAAAUACACCUGAUCAACGAAGGCACCAUAGGAGUCAUAGUGCCAGAGAACCUAUACUAUCACACAGAAAACCCGCGAGUACAUUGGAUUCUUCAGCACAACAUAGUGAUAGGCACUCCAGGAGUUUAAGUGAUAGACUGGAAGGCAGGUAUCCGCUGUUGCCAGACAGGACAAGAAAUAGAACUGGAUCCCAACAGAGAGAUUCGUUCAGAUAUGAAGAACCUUCACCAAGGCAGGAGAGGAGAGAACAAGCACCCAACUAUCCAACAGGCCAACACGCUCUUAGAGUACCAAGAAGUCCCUGGUUGCCACCUGAUAGGCAAGUCAUUCCCAGGCCCCAGUCUUCCAUGCCUAUGGCACCACCUAACUCUCCAAACAUGAUAUUUGUCACCGAGCCCCCUGUACAGCUUGUCAACACACCACCACCACCAUCACCGCCUCAACCCAUUGUGUUAGCUGUGCCUGUCACAACCACUCCUGUCACAUCCCAACGCACUCAAAUCCCAGUGCCUGUCAACCCAGCCAGGUCUCCUCCAUCUCCAAGAAGAGCCUCACCCAGGGAAUUCACCAGGGAAUAUGGGUCAGCAGGACUGUCUGAUAAGAAAAAACAUAAGACUGCUAAACAAAAGGAUAAAAAAGACAAGCAGGAUAUGGAUGUUGCUAUUGCCAAAGCUACAAAAAUGGCUAGAGAUAUGAAAGAGACUUCUGAGACCAUGAAAAGAUCCCUUUUAAAGGAUCUGAUAGAAACAUAG